AAACUAACUCGAGAGUCAGUCGCUCGGUAGCCUCUCAUCCAUGUGCUGUCACACACUCGAGGCACUCUCUCUCUCUCUCUCUGUUUACCCAAGAGCUAAAAUUUGUAUUUAACCGAAUGUAAAUUUUACCGCACCGCGAGCGAGCGCAGAAAGUUCGCAACUUUUUAAUACAUAAAAUUAUAUCCGCUACGUCGGGCCGCGGCGCGCCCGAUAAAACUUGACGCUCGUCUCGUCGCAGUACAGGCAGGAAUCAGCACAGCAUCUAUCUGCCGCCGCGCGGAGGUGUUAAUUCGAGCGCCAAAGUUCGUUAACGCGGGAAUUAAACUCGAUAUAAUGAGCGUGCCGAGUAGUAAACUGUCGUCGGGUUCCACGAACGAAGAAGCGUCGAUAAUCCCGCAAUCACAGAAAAGAUUCAGAAAAAAGUCCGAUAGAGACAAAGGGCGCAAACAGAGAGGAUGUAUCAGUUCGGAGGACGAGGGUGUCUCGGAUGUACAACAGAAGUAUCGGAAAAAUCGCCCCAGGUUCGGUGAAGCACAAAAUGACCAUUAUAUGAGUGACGAUCUGUACGACGCGUCACCGGUGAGAAAACACGACGUGAUAAUGAAAGAACACGAGGACAAAAAGAAAAAUUGUAAAAAAGAUGAAUCCGACGAAACUGGAUAUAUCAGCGACGAAGACGAAGAGGACGAUCGGUCGGUGGUAGUUAAAAUAGUCGACGUACCGAUGGAGGAAAGUCAUCGACCGGAAGAGUGGAGGAACGAUAUGAGAAUGGAAGUGGAUUCCGAUUGAUGGAUAUGGAAGAGCAGCGAUAAUUUUUAUGAAAAAAAAAUCCGAUUUUCAUACGCUAAUCGGAGUAUUUUGAAUUUACUGAUAGCAGCAAUUGUGUGUACAUAAUGAAACGAAGUAAAUCUUAAAAGAUUGAAAAAUUAUCCCCUAUUUUAUCUUAAAUAAUUUCAAGAAACGUAAGUGUACAUAUUCAUUAGAUUUACUCGAGAAGCUGCUGCUUGAUUUUUAUAUAAUUGUAAAUUAUAUCGCGGCAAUUUUUGUAAAGCAAAAGUACAAGUACUUUUAUCGACUUUUUGUAUAUUCCACCCGAUGUUCAUACUCUUUGUACAUAUACAUAAUAAAAUGUAUAUACAUGAAUUUUACCGAAA
Messenger RNA from Trichogramma pretiosum, 1154 nucleotides. RefSeq lists its product as uncharacterized. NCBI's taxonomy places the organism in Eukaryota, Metazoa, Arthropoda, Insecta, Hymenoptera, Trichogrammatidae. The transcript has 4 exons. The record is from RefSeq and is a predicted model, not a curated record. Bases 334 to 789 code for a protein of 151 amino acids.